Messenger RNA from Dacryopinax primogenitus, 288 nucleotides. RefSeq lists its product as uncharacterized. The record is from RefSeq and is a predicted model, not a curated record. The transcript is spliced from 3 exons. Bases 1 to 288 code for a protein of 95 amino acids. Lineage: Eukaryota; Fungi; Basidiomycota; Dacrymycetes; Dacrymycetales; Dacrymycetaceae.
AUGGGCAAGGUAAAGGGCAGCACACAGUCUCUGAAGAAGAAAAUUCUGCAGCCAGAGAGUCCAAUCGUUUUCCAGCCACUAAAGAAGAAUGUUUUGCUGGGAGAGGGUCUGAUAAUUAGGAGUUUGAAGCAGCAGGGAGCUUUUGUGAUUAAAGAGGUGUGGAGGAAUGAAAGAGAAAUCACUGAUUUUUUUCUGAAGAUCAUCAAGGCAAAAGUGAAGAAACUAAAAGAAGAAAAGCUUAAGGAGGGGCCUGGGCCAUCACUUGAGAAUCCUAUGAUUAUUGAAUAA